Cylicostephanus goldi is the source of this 1098-nucleotide messenger RNA. NCBI's taxonomy places the organism in Eukaryota, Metazoa, Nematoda, Chromadorea, Rhabditida, Strongylidae. The record is from the annotation of a GenBank genome assembly.
AUGGAAGCUGGAUCUUCCGAGGAGCCCGUGGUUGUCCAUGAAGACAGCAACUUGUCUAUGGAGUCAGUCGAGUCAAUAGAGCAAGUGGCGCCAUUAGUUCCUCCAGCACCUUUGCCAGAAGAAUCGAACGUAACAGAAAAUGCAGAAAACACUCAAUCUUCAGCCAUGGCAAGCGUGUUGUCCACACCAAGAUCUUCAGUUAGAGUAAUUACGGCCGAUGUUACGCAUAGACAGGUUGAAGUGAAAGAUCUUAUCGAGUACGAGUGGCCAUUGAAGUCUGGAGACAAGUACUUUCUGCAGGAACAAGUCGGUGAUCUUCUGGAUAUCAAAUCUUUUUCACGGAAAUUUCCUGAUAUGAGCCGAAGGAAAGUGGAAAAGCUCGAAAGAGACUGGUUAUACGCCACAUAUAAUAUACAUCAGAUAAUGAAUGAAACACAAUUGAGAGAUCUUUGCGCUAUGCGUUCCGUUGAAAUUCGCGAUUUGAUGGCCAGCGAGUACCCCACGAUUUAUCAGGAGUUCCAAAAAGUGACUGCUGAAAGACUCAAAGCGGUUAUGGCUGAACAAGCGAAGGAAAUGGAGGCGGUAUGUCAUUCAACCGUUUGGUACAGCAAACUUAUCAAAAACGAUGUGAAAAAAUUGGCUGAGUUGAGGGAAAAAGCCAUCAAAAGUGCAGCAGAUUUCAACAGAGAAUUGCAAACAGUGAAGAAGUAUGAAAGGCAACACUACUGGGAUGUGCAGACCUCGAUUAUCCAGUCAAGCGCUAACAAAUGGAAGAAGUUGCCAGCGAAGUAUACAAAGCCUGAUCCGUAUCCUGUGGCUCUAAUACAUGGGCAAUAUCAGAAUUACUAUAGAAAAUUCACAGCCUCAGAAUUGCGACGUUUACCUCUGGGCAGCGUGCUUGAUGGCGAACAUCUAUUCCCAGUACAUCGUGAUCCUUCACCUCCACCAAUCAAUGUAUCCGAGAAGGAUAUGCAGAGGUUUGAGAAGCUUUUGGCUGCUCAGGGAACUCCUAUAUCAGCUCCAUCUUCUGGCCAGAUCAAAAUGGAAAUGACCACUCCACGUGCGGAACCACCCGCUCGAAAAUCUGUAAGUCUGUGA